Molecule: messenger RNA, 1806 nt
Organism: Phaeodactylum tricornutum CCAP 1055/1
Lineage: Eukaryota; Bacillariophyta; Bacillariophyceae; Surirellales; Neidiaceae
Exons: 1
Coding region: 181-1806 (541 amino acids)
Molecular function (GO): protein binding
Source: RefSeq, a predicted model, not a curated record
CGACAUUACAACCUUUUUUCUCUUAUCGAUUAAUCUCCUUUUAACCUUGGAUUCUCGUGGUGUAGCACGUUCUCUUCUCAAGAUUGAACGACGGAAGGCUUUUCGGUAAAACUACAAAUAGUGAAGUGGUAAGAUAUCGUUCUGCGACACGAUCCAAAAUUAUAAGAUCCAAACGAAACGAUGCACUCUCCAAUCCGACUACCGUUUGGAUUUUCUCUCUGCAAAUUGUCUCUCGUUGUUUUCUGUUUGCUACUCUCAGCUAACACUCACCACGUGUUGGCGGAAGAUGGCGAAAGUCGAGUCCCUAGUGACGCUCCUUCGCUGGUUCCGUCUCCCGUCGACGCCACGGCCGCUCCAGCCACUGAGACCGAUGCCGGUGUAUCGAGGGUUCCUUCCGAUAUGCCCUCCCUCGCGCCUUCGUUUGCUCCUUCUAUUUCAGCAGCACCAACAAUCACUCCACGACCGACAACCACCGCAUCGUCAUCACCCACCACUGGUCCCACUAGUCCUCCUAGCGCUGUCGCUGCUGAGACAACGUCUCCAUCGGCACCGGCGAUUGUGCAAGGGCAAGUCGUACUGGUUCUGCAGACUGUUGAACGUGUCAUGACGGGGACUGUUCUGACAUCUUUCAACGAAGACGUUACCAUGUGGUACCAACAAAAUCUGCCGUACGCUAACGUCGUAGCCGAAGCGGAACCCAAUUCGCAAACUCUUCUAUCGUCUACUCGCCAGCGUCGUCUGUCGCGGAUGCCACGGAAGAAUUCGAGUCACCAGCCACACAGCAAAAUUAGGCGAGACUUGCAAGAAAUGGUGGGCUCCCCCUUGGAGGUAGUCCUCAAUGUACAAGCCGACUUGAUGCAGCCCAUCGCGACCGAAGAUUUCGAACGCCAAUUGCAGGCGGUUACCAACGCUAACAGCAGUGACCUCAUUGUCUUGUUGCAAGACUCCACCUCUAUUGUCACCCGUUCCUUUUUCGAGUCACUCGUUGAAGUAACAGCAAUUGAUGGACCGGGAUCGUUCACCUCAAUCGAGCCGUCCAGCAAUGGCGGGAACGAUGAUGGCUUGAGUGGCGGUGCGAUUGCUGGAAUUGUUAUCGGUGUGUUGGUAGGCGUCGGACUUCUAGUUGCCGGGGGAUACUGGUACAAGUCGACGCACGAAACAGAAAAGCGCUCGGCGAAGGACAACUCUGCGGUUAUGCCAUCCGCUAGUACUGGCGUUUCUACAACAAGUAAUGUCCUGUCUCCGAACAAUACUGGCUUCAAUAGACAACAUGACCAAGGUCCGGAAUUGAGCGACAGCGAAAGUGGGGGUGCCGUAUACAGUGAUAUGAAUAGUGAAAUGGACAGUCGCAUUGGCGACCAAAGCAUGCAAGCCGACAACAUGAGUUACGCAUACAGUUUGGAUCCCGGCCAAAUGGAUACCGGCACCAUUGCAGGCCAAUCCACGUAUGCUUACGCCCGUGGUGGUGGUGGUGGUUCCAUGGUAGGUUCCGAAAUUGCUCAAUCGGUAUCGACGGCCGACGUUGAUACGGUCGAUGCUUCCCGCCGCUCCAAUAUGGUAGCGCGCGAAGUCUUGGCUCCUCCCGGUAAGCUUGGCAUUGUAAUUGAUACGACUCUCGACGGCCCGGUGGUACACAAAGUAAACGGAAACAGCCCAUUGGAAGGUGUACUAUUUCCUGGGGAUAUCAUUAUAUCGAUCGAUGAAGUGGACACCCGAGCCAUGUCGGCGUCGGCGAUUACCGGGCUGAUGGUCAAAACUGCGAAUCAACGAAGAAAGCUGAGGGUGCUGAGUGAAGAUACCCAAUAA